AUGGCGGUGGAUCUGACAACGGGAGGCAAUGGCACGUCUUUAGAUGUAAGCCGGAAGAUGGAAAGAUCAUCUGGGGAUGAGCUAGGGAUGGGGCAGGUGGUCAGCACAAGGAAAGCAGUGACCACACCGAAGAAGCAUAUGUUCACUCCCCAACUUCAGUAUAGAGUUGCCAGAUUUGGCAAAGGAAAAUACAGGAUGCUCAGUCAAGACCUUCUUAAGAAAUGCUACUCUGCCAAGGCAUCUUACCUCUUCCAGCAGGAUAAGUUCUAUGAUGUCAGCUACGACACAGGAGACAAGUCUAUCCAAUGCAGCAGGAGACCAGAUGCGUUCAAGUUCUGGAUGACUUGGAAGGCCCUGGGCACAUUAGGCCUUGAAGAAAGAGUUAAUCGUGCACUUGCUUUAUCUAGGUACCUCGUAGAAGAAAUCAAGAAAAGAGAAGGAUUCAAGUUACUGCUGGAACCUGAAUAUGCCAAUAUUUGCUUUUGGUACAUUCCACCAAGCCUUAGAGAGAUGGAAGAAGGACCUGAAUUCUGGGCAAAACUUAAUUUGGUGGCCCCAACCAUUAAGGAGCGCAUGAUGAAGAAGGGAAGCCUGAUGCUGGGCUACCAGCCCCACCGCGGGAAGGUCAACUUUUUCCGCCAGGUGGUGAUCAGCCCUCAAGUGAGCCGGGAGGACAUGGACUUCCUCCUGGAUGAAAUAGACCUACUGGGGAGAGACAUGUAGCUGUGGCUUUUGGUUCCCCAG
Odobenus rosmarus divergens (Pacific walrus) is the source of this 744-nucleotide messenger RNA. Its product is annotated as glutamate decarboxylase-like protein 1-like. The record is from RefSeq and is a predicted model, not a curated record. Gene Ontology annotation, cellular component: cytoplasm. Bases 1 to 723 code for a protein of 240 amino acids. Gene Ontology annotation, molecular function: pyridoxal phosphate binding; carboxy-lyase activity. Gene Ontology annotation, biological process: carboxylic acid metabolic process. Lineage: Eukaryota; Metazoa; Chordata; Mammalia; Carnivora; Odobenidae. The transcript has 5 exons.